Stegodyphus dumicola is the source of this 1266-nucleotide messenger RNA. It is a transcript of the gene betaCOP, whose product is annotated as coatomer subunit beta. NCBI's taxonomy places the organism in Eukaryota, Metazoa, Arthropoda, Arachnida, Araneae, Eresidae. Gene Ontology annotation, biological process: intracellular protein transport; intra-Golgi vesicle-mediated transport; endoplasmic reticulum to Golgi vesicle-mediated transport. Gene Ontology annotation, molecular function: structural molecule activity. The record is from RefSeq and is a predicted model, not a curated record. Gene Ontology annotation, cellular component: cytoplasm; COPI vesicle coat.
CUAUUAAUGAUGAUGACAUGGAAAGAAUAGCUUUAUGUCUAAAAGUUUUGGCUGACCGCUCACCUCUGAUGAUAGAUAUAUUGAAUGACAAGUGCCGUAAAUCUCUCGCAGCUAUGUUAGCUGCUAAACAUGAGGAGGAGCAGGAAUACCUAAAGUCCAAAGAGAAGAAAAGUGUUGUUGUUCAUGCUGAUGAUCCAAUCACUUUCAGUCAGCUGACUGCUAAAGGUGAUGCAUCUGGAACAGAGAAUAUGUUCGAAUUGAGCCUUUCUCAAGCUAUGGGAGUUUUGAAAAAAGAUUCACCUGCGGAUUUGAGCUCUUCCAAACUGAGCAAAGUGACACAACUUACUGGCUUUUCUGAUCCUGUAUAUGCUGAAGCAUAUGUACAUGUGAACCAAUAUGAUAUUGUUCUAGAUGUCCUCAUAGUUAAUCAAACCCCAGAUACUCUACAAAAUUGCACACUUGAAUUGGCCACACUAGGGUAUGGAAUCCGAAUUGGAAGCAAUAAAACCCUUGAAGAGUGGGACUUAAAACUUGUAGAAAAACCGUCACCAGUUAUGUUAGCACCACAUGAUUUCUGCAAUAUCAAAGCAAGUGUUAAAGUGGCCUCAACUGAAAAUGGAAUAAUUUUUGGAAAUAUUGUGUAUGACAUAAGUGGAUCUACGAGUGAUCGAAUUGUUGUUGUCCUGAAUGACAUUCAUAUUGACAUUAUGGAUUACAUAAUUCCUGCAACUUGCACUGACCAGGAAUUCCGUCAAAUGUGGGCAGAAUUUGAAUGGGAGAAUAAGGUUUCUGUGAAUACAAACUUAUGUGAUCUUCACGAUUACCUUAUGCAUCUUAUAAGUUUUACCAAUAUGAGGUGUUUGACUCCUGAAAAGGCAUUAUCUGGUGAAUGUGGUUUUAUGGCUGCAAACCUGUAUGCUCGCUCCAUAUUUGGGGAAUAUGCAUUGGCUAAUGUCAGCAUUGAGAAAAACCCAAUGCACCCAGAAGCCCCUGUGACUGGUCACAUUAGAAUUAGAGCAAAAAGUCAAGGCAUGGCUCUUAGUCUUGGAGAUAAGAUUAAUCUAAGUCAAAAAAUGGGUCUCAAAAGUGGUGCAUAGUUUUUACAAAGGAAGAUGGAAAAUGAACUCUUUUUUUAGUUCAUCUUUGUUUUCCAAUUAAGGAGAACUUUGUGUAUAAUUGGAGAACAGCAGUUUUGAAUUUUGUUUUCAUUAUAUUAAAUUUGUAUUAUUUUUUUAUGUAUAAAUAAAAACAAGUUAUUGAAGAAUG